This is a messenger RNA of Hibiscus syriacus, 464 nucleotides long. RefSeq names its product proline-rich receptor-like protein kinase PERK10. Bases 15 to 464 code for a protein of 149 amino acids. The transcript has a single exon. The record is from RefSeq and is a predicted model, not a curated record. Lineage: Eukaryota; Viridiplantae; Streptophyta; Magnoliopsida; Malvales; Malvaceae.
AAGCUAACGUAAAAAUGGCACCAUCCCCUAAGAAAUCUCCUUCUGAAGAAUCCCCACCUGCUCCAUCAGGAUCAAAUUCAUCACAAGAUACCUCUUCUCCAUCCGAAAACUCGCCACCACCUUCACAAUCAUCGCCACCGCCUCCCAAAAAAUCAUCUCAAAGCAAAAAAGAUAAUAAUCAUUCCUCUCCUCCUCCAAAGCAUAAAAGUAGCAACAUUCAUUCCCCUACCCAGUCUUCUAAUUCCCACAAAACUAAUGGUAACAAUCAAGUUGGUUCUUCUGGAAAAACAUCAUCUUCUGACUCAUCCGGCAACGACAUAGAUACAAUAAUUUUUAUUGGAGCAGGUUUGGCAGUAGGAUUGGUGCUCCUUUUUAUCAUCUGCUGUAUAGUAUGUUGCUGUCGUAAGAGAAAGAAGAAAGCCCGUCAAGUGAUGAACUAUGAUGAGCAUAAAGGUACUUCCUGA